AUGCAGCUGUCGGGCCUCAUCCUCGCCGUCCUCCCGGCCGUCGCCUUUGCGCAGACCGCCACCACCGCGGAACUCUCGACGACGACCAUCACCUCCACCGCCAAGGUCACCAAGACGCUCACUCUCUCCCGCGUCCACGUCGUCACCGCCGCCUCCAACUCCACCACCUCGUCCACCGUGGGCACCACCUCUUACUUUACCUCCCCGACGCUGGCGCCCACCACCACUGGCGCCCCCAAGCCGUCCGUCAAGCCCGACAACGCCGCUGGCGCGCUCGGUGCGACCCGCGUUGCUCUGGCCGGUGUCGCCGGCAUGCUGGCCGUUGCCAUGAUGUAA
This is a messenger RNA of Purpureocillium lilacinum, 336 nucleotides long. RefSeq lists its product as uncharacterized. The record is from RefSeq and is a predicted model, not a curated record. NCBI's taxonomy places the organism in Eukaryota, Fungi, Ascomycota, Sordariomycetes, Hypocreales, Ophiocordycipitaceae.